CGAGCGCGGAGGAGGAUCUUCUGUCCCUUCACCUUUAAUUUGCGGCUCUUCUAUGGACGCACAACUUCUCGUUUCCAUUACGGAAGUAAACACAGACUGACACUGAAGGAAUUAGCCCAAGCGAAGUUAUAUUCUUUCUUCAUUAAGCCACUAGAGCCCGGCGUUUUAUACCUGCUUUUCCCGGGGCUUCAUCGGAGCAAACAUGUACCGCGUGCGGGCGUGGACAGCAGUCACGUUUGGGAUGGUGCAGUGUUCACGGCGCGUGCACCGAGCCAGCGCACGCUCACCUCAGCAUCGCAGACUGCUACUGGCUGCUCUGGCGGGAGUGACUGGCAUCUCUGCAACUACAGGACUGCUCUGGACAAAGGCUUAUGCCGAGGCAGCCUCGUCCGUCAAGCUCGAGGAGGAGCUGCAUGAGGAGGAAGCAGCGAAAGACGCGAACUCUGAUUCGGACAGCAUGCUGGAGUCCGGCAGUAGCGAUGAGGAAGCCGAGGAGGACGACAGCUCAGAGGGCAAGAAGAAGAAACAGAGAGUUGGCUUCCGUGACCGCAAGGUGAUGGAGUACGAGAACCGUAUCCGAGCCUACUCGACCCCCGACAAGAUCUUCCGCUACUUUGCCACGCUGAAGAUCAUCAGCGAGCACGGGGACGCCGAGGUGUACAUGACGCCACAGGACUUUAUCCGCUCCAUCACACCUAAUGAGAAGCAACCGGAGAACCUAGGUCUGGAUCAGUUUGUGGUGAAACGCUAUGAUGGAAAGAAGAUUUCUCAGGAGCGGGAGAAGUUCGCAGACGAGGACAGCAUCUUCUAUACGCUCGGGGAGUGCGGCCUCAUCUCCUUCUCCGACUACAUAUUCCUCACCACUGUUCUCUCCACGCCCCAGAGAAACUUUGAGAUCGCCUUCAAGAUGUUUGAUUUAAAUGGGGAUGGUGAGGUGGACCUGGAGGAGUUCGAGCAGGUGCAGAGUAUAAUCCGUUCUCAGACCAGCAUGGGCAUGAGGCAUAGGGAUCGCUCCACCACAGGCAACACUCUGAAGACAUCCGGCUGCAGCUCGGCUCUAACCACCUACUUCUUCGGAGCCGACCUGAAGGGCAAACUCACCAUCGGCACUUUCCUGGAAUUCCAGAGGAAACUGCAGCACGAUGUUCUCAAGCUUGAGUUUGAAAGGAAUGACCCAGCGGAUGGCAGAAUCUCAGAGAGGCAGUUUGGUGGCAUGCUUCUGGCCUACAGUGGUGUCCAGUCGCGUAAACUCAAACAGAUGCAAAAAGGACUGAAGAAGAUGUUUAAAGAUGCACAGGGGAUCACGUUUGAAGAAGUGGAGAAUUUUUUCACGUUUCUGAAGAACGUGAAUGACGUGGACACGGCUCUGAGUUUCUACCACAUGGCUGGUGCCUCUAUAGACAAAGCUACAAUGAAGCAAGUGGCUCGCACUGUAGCCAAGGUGGAGCUGUCGGACCAUGUCUGCGACGUGGUGUUCGCUUUAUUCGAUUGUGACGGUAACGGCGAGCUGAGCAACAAGGAGUUCAUAUCCAUCAUGAAGCAGAGGCUGAUGCGAGGACUUGAGAAGCCAAAAGACAUGGGCUUCACCCGGCUGGUGCGCGCUAUGUGGAAGUGUGCGCAGGACACAGCGUGGGACUUUGCCAUGCCUAAACAGCAGUAGCAGGAUAGAGAGAGUGAGAGAAAGAGAGGGAGAGGGUGUAAAAAAACAAAGAGGGUGAGAAGAAGACAAGCCAACUAAAUUAAGAAAUGAACUUUAGAUGGCAUGUAAUAAAUCGUGCACACACUAUAGUGGCCAGUGCUGCUGCAUGAGGAAACUGCUGCAGUGUGUGUGUGUGUGUGUGUGUGUGUGUGUGAGAGACUCCAGCCUCUACACAUUAGCCCCUUCCCAGCUCACACUUCUUAUAGAGUCUGCCACAUCUGUAGCAUAUGUGCAAAUAUCACAGGCAAGAAUUUCAAGAUGUUUACCUAUACUGAGAAAAGAGCUAUUAAAAAUUCGCUUCUAAUACAAGUAUAAGGAGGGUUUUGGAUGCAAAAUGUAUCUGUGUUUGACAAUUUUUAUAAUGACUUCGGUAUGAUCCUGAGCUCAGGUCUGUGUAGCAUUCAUGUGGGUUUUCUACAACAUUCUGAUAGAGGGAUUGGAGAAUGUGGGUUCAUGGUGCCCUGUGAUGCACUGCUGUCCCACACAGAGCGUAUUUCCAGUUUACUGGCCACUUGGUCCGCUGCAGCCCUGACCAGGAUACAGAAGUUAUUAAAGAUGAAUAAAUGAUUUAUAAUGAUGAUUGUCAAGUUAUUCGUUAAUGUAAACCCCAAAUUGAUUUCAUUCUUUUUCAGAAGCAUGAAUUUCUGAUUAUACAUGUGGGUCUGUUUAUGUACAGAUACAAGAAGACAACAUGAAGUGAAAGUGACUUCUUUCUGUUUAGCACUUUAGUGCUCUCAUCCUUUAUUGCCACAGAGUGUAAGAGCAGUAAACUUGAACUUGGGUUACACUGUACAAUGGCAUAUUUAAAACACACAUCAUGUCAGCCAGAUCAAGGUUAGACUUCUGUGUAAACAGAUUUCACUUCUUUUCUUAGUACAGGAAAACGUGCCUGCGGCACAUUGCUUCAGAUGUGUUGAGAUCUAAUCCUAAGGGCUGAGGGGAUUGUGGGAUGUUUUGCAUGCGUUGUUGACAUGCUCUAAGACACUGAAAAACAGCAGGUCGCUCACCCUCGCUCUUUAAAAGGUCUUUUAUUCGGAGCUCUCUGAUUCUUACGAAGCAAAACGCUGUCUGUUUUAAAAGAUGCGUACAGAAAAGCCAAACCCUAGCACUCAGCAUUACAGUGUACUUUAUCACCCUCUUCUUUUUUUUAAUAUAUAUCUAUAUAAUUAUAAAGCGGCUGUGGGUGUGAGAAACAAAAUACUACAUUGAGAAUGUUAUGUACAUGAAUAUCUAUUACUGAAUGAGUAUGUGUCUGACAUGCAGAGUUACUAUAUUAAACCGUUUUUCAUGA
Hemibagrus wyckioides is the source of this 2990-nucleotide messenger RNA. RefSeq names its product mitochondrial calcium uptake 1 (gene micu1). Bases 203 to 1660 code for a protein of 485 amino acids. Gene Ontology annotation, cellular component: uniplex complex. The transcript has 12 exons. Gene Ontology annotation, biological process: mitochondrial calcium ion homeostasis; calcium import into the mitochondrion. NCBI's taxonomy places the organism in Eukaryota, Metazoa, Chordata, Actinopteri, Siluriformes, Bagridae. The record is from RefSeq and is a predicted model, not a curated record. Gene Ontology annotation, molecular function: calcium ion binding.